Ciona intestinalis (vase tunicate) is the source of this 3531-nucleotide messenger RNA. Lineage: Eukaryota; Metazoa; Chordata; Ascidiacea; Phlebobranchia; Cionidae. The record is from RefSeq and is a predicted model, not a curated record.
UUGUGGCAUAUGAUCGACCGUUAUUGCUAAUAUUAAACACCUUUACUAGAUGAUCUAAGCUUUACCUAGCCUUUAUGAUGGAUGUUCGUACGCUUAUCUCGAAGCUGCAAUGGAUGGAUUAUCUUAACUACAACUGGAUGAAAUUUGAUUUUGAGAAAGAGCUACAUAGUAGAAAUGGUGUCAACAAAUUGUACAACAUGCUACUUUCAAAUAAAGAAGUAACGAUCACUGCAAACAGUGCUUUACUCCACAGUGAACAAGAUCUGCAUGAUUUUGAAAAGGAGUUCUGUACAGUGAAUGAGCAGAAGCAUUAUCUUGAUACUCUCUUAAAGAAUCAAGUGAGCUUAAGUCAAACUGUAUGUGAAGAAUCAGUGUUUGGUCACUUCCUUAUUAGGCGUCUCACUGUUAUGCAAAGAAUAUUUCAUGCAUGCUCUUCAAAAUAUCAUUCAACGAAAGAAAGCGUUUUUCAAAAAAGCCAAGAAACUCCUGGAUCUGAUUCAUCCACCUCAAAUGAAGAAGAAGUGGUUUCAACACUAAAUAAUGAGAUCCAAGCUUCUGGAUCAGACGCAUUGAUUGAAAUGGGUGUUCGUACCGGGUUACGUCUUGUAUUCACAUUGAUUCGUCACAGUUGGAUUCAACCUUCAUUAGCUUCAUCUAUAUGUAGUGAUGUUUUGCAAACUGCACUCGAUGUCGUAAUUGGUCUUCCACCUUUAUCACUAGCUGAUGAAAGUAAAAUCCCAUCUAUGGGUCUUGACUGUUUACAACAAAUUUUUACAUUUUUAAAAAGUGUUAUAAGCACCGAAUCAGAAGGAACACCAGAAUCAAUUCAAAUCUCGUGUGAAUUAUUAUUAUUACUUACAUUUCAACGCGGUUCCCUGCAACAUAUGCUUGAUUGGAUUGAAAUGGCUUUAAGUGUUUCAUCAGAGCAAGGUGAUGAUGCCAGGAAAAUAUCCAAGAAAACAUUAGAUAAGAUUAUUAAAACUUCCAAUCUUUCAUUAAGUUCGCCUGCUGUUAAUGGCACUGCUACAAACAGCAAGUCUAAUUAUAUUCCAUUAAAGGAAGUAGCAAUGAUACUAAUGGAACAGGUUGUUUCUUUAUCAGAGGAAUAUGCUAUCUCUUGCACAGAAACUGCUACAAAAAGUGUUGAUAUGAACAACUGUGAUGUAUAUGCAUGGGGAAGUAACAGCAGCCACCAACUUGCUGAACUUGGAAGCGAUAAAAUUGUGUUUCCUAAGAAGGUUAAAAGCUUUGGAAAUUCUCAAAUGCUGGAAGCGGGGCAGUAUUGUACGUUUGCUGUUUCUGGUGAUGGGUGUGUUCGCUCAUGUGGAAAAGGUAGUUACGGUCGGUUAGGUUUGGGUGAUUCAAACAAUCAAUCGACUUUGAAAACAAUCGUCUUUGAUCCACCUCAGACCAUUCGAAAAAUAUCAUCUUCUAAAGGUUCUGAUGGCCAUACACUUGCAUUAACUACUGAAGGUUGUAUUUUUUCAUGGGGGGAUGGUGAUUAUGGUAAACUGGGACAUGGUUCCAGUCUUACUCAUAAAAGUCCCAAGAUUAUUGAAGGACCUCUGGCAAGACGUAUUGUAGUAUGUGUGUCAGCGGGAUAUCGUCAUUCAGCAUGCGUGACCCAAGAAGGCCAGUUAUUUACUUGGGGUGAAGGGGAUUAUGGGAGGUUGGGGUUGGGAGACAACACAAGCAGAAAUGUUCCCGUGUUGGUGAAAGAUAUUGCAAGUGCUGGUUCUGUUGUGUGUGGAAGCUCCCAUACACUGGUUCUAGCUCAAGAUGGACUGACGGUAUGGAGUUUUGGAGCUGGAGAUAAUGGUAAACUUGGUCAUGGAGAUACAAGUCGUGUGUACAGACCAAAAGUAAUUGAAAGUAUAAAUGGAAUGAUGUUUUACAAACUUUGUGCAGGAAGUCAAUAUUCACUUGCUUUAAAUGAUUCAGGGCAGGUAUUUUCAUGGGGAUGUGGGGCGUGCCUUGGUUGUGGAUCACCUGAUGCCACGUUCAUGAAACCAACAUUGAUUGAUGAACUUACUUUCACACGUGUUGUUGACAUUACAUCUGGGGAUGGGCACUGCAUGGCUUUAACACACAAUAAUGAAGUUUAUUGUUGGGGAAACAACGCAAUGGGUCAAUGUGGUUUAGGACACACCAACAGUCCAAUAUCUGUACCAACACAAGUGCAGCAAUUAAACAAUGUCACCAUUCACCAAAUAUCAGCUGGAACCUCACAUAGCAUCGCAUAUACAGCUAUGCCAUCAGACAGGCAUGUUAUAUCAUGGUCAAGACCAUACUGUGUGGACCUCAGUGAAUCGACUUUUAAAAAAAUGAACAACUUCUUAAGCAGUUAUUGUUCUUCACUGGCAACUACAGCCCUUGACAACCCACCAGUAAGCCAACACCACCAGUUUGUUUAUUUAUGUCUUCGUUUGGUCCUCACUCAUCUACGCCUCGCUGUCACAGGAAAUCUUUCCUCCUUUGUUCUCGGAGCAGAAAGUAAAGUCCUCCGAAAUCUUCUCUUUAAUUUAAUGGAUGAAGAUGCCCCAGAAUCUAUAAUUGAAGUUGUGAAGGAAUGUGUCACCGUUGGAGCUUCGUUGCUUCUUCCUUCGAUCGAAGAAAGGAUUUCCAUCUUGUUAUCGUUUUUACCAAAUCGCUUGAAAGAAGUCAAGAAAUUGUCACUUGGACAGCGAAUGCAACUUAAUGUUGUUCUCUCGAGCUUACAAGAUCAUGCUCAAGUUGCUGAAGUUCUCAACUUCCGAAGUAGCAACCCAAAAACUAACGAACAUGAUUACUCAUGUUUAGCUCAGCAGUUGCUUCUAACAUUAAUGGAAAAUGUUCAUUGUAAUGUGAUGAAAUCAUUGCAAGAUAUAAAGAGCAACAAUAGCAAUGAAGUUAAAACAUCACCUGAUUAUCUUAGUGAGGACAUGGUUCAAGUUUUCAAUCUGCUUUUCUCCAUGCUAACGCACCUAUUUUCUCAUUCUUACCAAACCACCGAGGUAUUACCAAAAGAAUUUAGCCUGAUUCAGUCUGGUAUUAUGCAGUUAGUUGAACAAGCAACAUUGGAAUUUCAACUCGUCAACCAGAUAUUAAAUAACAAUUCAUUCGAUUCAACUGUUUUAUAUACCAUAGAUAUAUUACUAAGAAGUUCAUGUGGUCAAUUGCUUUCACUGACAAUCAAUUCACUUUUACUUCUACGAUUAUCUGAAACGUUUCCACUCCUGCAACAUUUGAUUGACUUACUGCCCUACAUUGAUCAAUUCAACAGGUUAAUAACAAAAAAAGAUCUUGAACAAAAUCAAGUUUCUGAGCUUUCAUGGCCAAUUUCAACUUGUUCAAAAUCAUCAGUGAAUGAUGAGCAGGCAUGGGUGUGGAUGCUUGACAUCGAACAUUCAUGUUCGCAUUUGAUUGGUCGAAUAUUGAAUGCAGUUGCUCAAAGGUGACACCAAUGUCACCAAUGACGAACGAUUUAAUGAAAAUGUCUUAAAAUUACCAAUACUUGGAAAUGGCCUCCAAGCGGGAACCUGUGGAGAAUUA